Mesorhabditis spiculigera is the source of this 1317-nucleotide messenger RNA. The record is from the annotation of a GenBank genome assembly. Lineage: Eukaryota; Metazoa; Nematoda; Chromadorea; Rhabditida; Rhabditidae.
AUGCGAGACGCUACCCUGGCUUCCUACCCAAUUCCACCCAUUCCCAGGCCAUUACCACGUCUUCUGGGCUACCUCUCCGAAGCCUGUGCUUCAUUGGUGGAUCGUCGCCUUGGUCUGAAUAUUGUUCCCCCGACCGGCAUCGUCGAGCUGGCCGCCCCAACUUUUUACUACGGAAAGCUUGAUCGUGCCAAAGCGCGCACUAAGGAGAGGAUUCGGUCGCGGUAUCCGGACAUUGGACGUCGUUUUCAUCGGAUUGGAUUGCCGCCAAAGGUGGGCAGCUUCCAACUGUUCGUCCCUGGAUACCAAGAUGCCUGCCAUUGGCUGAAAAUUUGGGAGCAGUUCCCGGAACAAGCCCCGCCUCCAGUUACCCAGCGCGAAUUCCAACUGCAAUUUGAGAAGAUGGUAGUACUGGAUUAUAUAAUCAGGAAUACAGACCGUGGCAACGACAACUGGCUGAUCAAGUACGAGCAAGCAGAAGCCUUCACCCCAGAUAUGAGAUCGCUUCUUAACGAAGACGGCGUUGUGCCGAUGGAUCCGGAAACGAACGGAGCACAACAGGACAGGGACAUGACGCUGCAGAUUGAGGGAAAUCUCAUCGAUAUCGGAGGCGAAGGCGCUAGUCAACCAGCUCCGGAAUUGCCUGCUGAGGCCCAAACUCCCAGCCAACCACAACCUGCUGAAGUGGAAUGGGCCGAUGUCACCGUACCAAAGGUGAAGCUGGCCGCAAUCGACAACGGUUUGGCUUUCCCAUUCAAGCAUCCGGACGAGUGGAGGGCUUACCCAUUCGGCUGGGCCUUCCUCCCACAGGCCCGACUUCCGUUUUCUGAUGAGAUUAUUGACCUCAUUCUCCCCAAACUUGACGAGAUCGACUUUGUCCGAGCGCUUGGAGAAGAAUUGAGGCAACAAUUUAAGAAAGACAAAGGCUUUGACAAGAAAAUGUUCGAGCGCCAGCUGAGCGUGAUGCGGGGCCAGAUCUUCAACCUGCGCGAGGCGCUGCGAACCGGAAAAACGCCGUAUCAGCUGGUGAUGAUGACUGCUCAGUACAUGGUGGAGGUAAAGCAGAAGAAGAAGAAGCAAAAGAAGAGGAAGGACUCGAGGAUGCCGAGGCCGACUGUGCAUUCUGAUGCUGAUGAGGCCGACACAGCCAUCUUCCCGUCGGGACCCGGACCGUCGAGGGGUACUUCUGUCGUCACAUCAGUUCUGGAUGCUCCAACAGCUUCUGAAGUCGAGUCCCCGGAAAAUCCGAAUCGCGUCAAGGGAUGGCACGAUACUUACAAGCAGAAGGUUCAGACGCGGAAUCCCUUCUUCCGCUGGUGG